UGGAGGGACCACCGUUGCCGCGGCCUCGGCUUCCACGAUCUGCGUUCGGGCUAAACGGCCACGGUGGCCGCCACUGCCGCGCGUCUUGUGCCUGGCUCUGUCCGUAUUCGUUCCCGGGCGGCCACCCCGGUUCCAGCAGCGGCCGCGGCCGACAUGUUGUGAGGCGGCGGCGCUGGUGUCUGAAGGAUGGUUUGGCCGAGGCGGCGGCAAGGGCUGCUGGCGGCGGCGGCGGCAGCGGGGGCUCCGGCUCUAUAGAGCCAAGCCCGCUGGGUGUCCGCCUGGUUCCGCGGCGAGGCCAGUGCCCCUGGGCCGUGCCUCUGUCCGGGCGCCGUUGGGGACCGGUUAGGCGACAGCGCCCGCCCGUCUGAGAAGACACGAAGGUGGUUCCCCAGUGUUCAAAUUUCCGGACCACCGUGCUUCCCCUCCCCGACCUGGGCAGUGCCGCCCCUGGAAUCCUCAGCCCCCCGACUCUCCUCCCAACCUCGCCCUGAAUCCCUCACACACACGGCUGUUCCCCGCCCUCACGAGCCAGCUCCUCCCCGCCUCCCCCUUCAUUUUCUGCACCCUCUUUUCGGCGCCCCCGGAUCCCUCUCCGAGGGCGGCCUUUUGAAACAUCUUCGUGGGGUAGUGGACCAGAGCUGGGGAGGUUUUAAAAGUCGGGGCGCGAGAAAUAGGAAGAUACGAUGGCUUCCUCGUCUGGCAACGAUGAUGAUCUCACUAUACCCAGAGCUGCUAUCAAUAAGAUGAUCAAAGAGACUCUCCCCAAUGUCCGGGUGGCCAACGAUGCGCGGGAGCUGGUGGUGAACUGCUGCACCGAAUUCAUUCAUCUUAUAUCUUCGGAAGCCAAUGAGAUUUGCAACAAGUCGGAAAAGAAGACCAUCUCCCCAGAGCAUGUCAUCCAAGCGCUAGAAAGCUUGGGCUUUGGCUCUUAUAUCAGUGAAGUCAAAGAAGUCUUACAAGAAUGCAAGACUGUAGCAUUAAAAAGAAGAAAGGCCAGUUCUCGUUUGGAAAACCUGGGCAUUCCUGAAGAAGAGUUAUUAAGACAGCAACAGGAAUUAUUUGCAAAAGCUAGACAGCAACAAGCAGAAUUGGCCCAGCAGGAGUGGCUUCAAAUGCAGCAAGCUGCCCAACAAGCACAGCUUGCUGCUGCCUCAGCCAGUGCAUCUAACCAGGCAGGAUCUUCUCAGGAUGAAGAAGAUGAGGAUGAUAUCUGAAAUUCACCAGCUGAGUUUCUGUUUCCUCUAUAAAUGUUUUUUCCUUGCACAAGAAAACGGUGAAAGGAAUGCUUAUCUGUAAUUCUGUGUGCAUCUUGGUGGACUUGCCAUUGGUAUUCCGGGGAUGUCUGCUGUUAAGUUUCAUCUGUCGUGUGCUAUUCAUGUAAAAACUGUCUCUUUGAACUAUUGAAAAUUUAAGAUUCAGUAUAAUAUCAAUUUUGAAUUUUUAAUGGUGUUUAUGAAAUUUUAGAUAGCAGUGAGUCCUUUAUUUGAUCAAUAAACAGUGUUACAGAAAACUUCAUUUAUAAAAAUACAGUGAAAUUUAUACAGAAACUCUAAAUAUGCAUUUGCAUUUCCUUUGCCCUUUUAACUAAACUAAAAAUUGGGAAUUUUAAAUUAUUGGGGGGAUGGUACUGUGUGAUACAGUAGACAUUAGGUGAGGUUGGUGAAAAAACAAAGAGUUCAGUUAUAUAGUAUCUGAAUUUUUUGUUUUUUAAAAUGAGUAUAUACAGGCAAUAAGUAAAUAUGCUCAGAUAAAUACACUUGUUUAAAAAACUCUCAAAACCGGACAUUCAAAAACUAGGAAGGAGUAUGUUCAAUAGUAGUUGUAUAAAUUUGGUGGGUUAUGUUUUUGAUUUUGUUUUUGUUUUAUGUAGAGCUGAAAACUACAGUUUUGUUAUGGCAUAAUUCAUCUUGAGCUACACUAUUACAUUUCAAAGGCUGCCCAAUUUUGAGGACUGUCAUGAUUCUUACUAUUUCACUCCAUUAAUUGUUAAUAGUAUUACUUGCUUAGUCCAUCCAUGUUUAUUGGAACUUGUAAAAUAAUUGCUUAGGUUCCGUUGGUUUAACUGAGGUUCAUGAAUAUUCAAACCUUUGCUGGGGGAAAGAAAUGAAAGUUAAUGAGCAUGCUUGCUAUAAAAGAGGAAUUUUUUAUAAUUUAACUUGUAGUUAUAGUUUACUUAUUGUUUGUUUUUAGCGUUACUUUUACAUUUUCUUGACUAGAUGGCCUAGAGUGUCCAAUGCUUCCUUUUGAAAUGGCACCAUUGUCUCUGUCGUAAUUGAGAGAUAGCUUUAAAAAGUGAUUGGUUUUGUUUUGUUUAAGAAAGCGUGUCAUAGCUGAUCAGCCUUAUAUGAAACAGUUAGUUUCAACCUGCUCAUUGAAAGGGAGAAGCUUUAAUUUGGUUCCAAUAAAGUAUGGUAGUGAUUUUUAUAUGAAUCCAGUGUGCUGAAGAAAUGGCAUAUUGUUUGUAUUUUGGAAACAGAGUGGAAAAACCACUGAAGGUAGUAUGAAGUAAUCUAAAUUCCUGUGUCAGUUGCCAAAUCACUUAAAUUUCUGUAUUCACCAAGCCCAAGGAUAGAUUUCAGCUCCCAGGAUCCCAAUUUUAAUUGGAGAGCUAAAUAAAUAAAGUUUAAAAGUGUUGGA
This is a messenger RNA of Equus quagga, 2637 nucleotides long. RefSeq names its product down-regulator of transcription 1 (gene DR1). Bases 684 to 1214 code for a protein of 176 amino acids. Gene Ontology annotation, cellular component: negative cofactor 2 complex. The transcript has 3 exons. Gene Ontology annotation, biological process: positive regulation of transcription by RNA polymerase II; chromatin remodeling; negative regulation of transcription by RNA polymerase II. Gene Ontology annotation, molecular function: TBP-class protein binding; core promoter sequence-specific DNA binding; general transcription initiation factor activity. The record is from RefSeq and is a predicted model, not a curated record. Lineage: Eukaryota; Metazoa; Chordata; Mammalia; Perissodactyla; Equidae.